AUGAGUAAGAAAAAGGAAGAAAAAGAGCAAAUGAAUUUGUUACCUAGUGAUGAAAUUAAUUUCAUUGAUGGAGAGGAUGAGGAUGAUGCUAUGGAAGUUAACAAUCGGGGAAAAAGGGUAGCUAGUGUAGGAAUUGCAUUCAAUGCUGUUAAGUAUGAUAGCUUUGCUGAGGUUGUUGAAGCAAUUGGACAAUAUGGUCCUGGCAUGAAACCACCUAGUUAUCAUGAGGAUGGUGCAAAGAUGUUUGACUUCCUUAAUAAAUUUGUGAACCGCAUUGGAAUAGCAAAUGUCGUCCAAGUCGUCACAGAUAGUGAAUCAAACAAUAAGUAUGCCGGGAGGAUGUUAGAGAAAGAACACCCACAUUUGUAUUGGACACCAUGUGCUGCUCAUUGCUUAGACUUGAUGUUGGAAGACAUUGGGAAAUUACCGUCCAUCUUUAGAACAAUGCAGAGGGCAGUGGAGUUGAAUAGUUACAUUUAUAUGCGUCCAAAGUUGUUAAACAUUAUGAGGAACUUUACUCAUAAAAAGGAGUUGCUUAGGCCCGCUAAGACUCGAUUUGCUACAUGUUUCAUCACAUUAUCAAGUAUUCACAAGCAAAAGAAUAACUUGAGAAAGAUGUUUACUUCAGAAGAAUGGAAUCGUAGUAAAUGGGCGAAAGAGGAAGCCGGUAAAAGAGUUGCUUCUUAUGUUUUGAUGCCUUCCUUUUGGAACAACAUUGUCUUUAGCCUUAAGGUUUCCGGUCCUCUUAUUCCGGUUUUGAGAUUAGCUGAUGGUUAUUAUUUGAACCCAGAAUACUUUUAUUCAAAUCAAAAAAUUGAAGAAGAUGAAGAGAUUGCAAAGGGUUUGUAUGCAUGCAUUGCAAGGUUAGUCCUGGAUGAUAAAGAUCAAGACAAAAUUACUGAGGAACUGUCCUUAUAUUCUAAAGCUGAGCGCCUCUUUGGUAAUCGCUUUGCUAUUAGACAGAGAAGUACACGAGCACCAGCUAAUUGGUGGGAAGCUUAUGGCAAGUCAACAAAACUUCUCCAAAAGUUUGCUAUAAAGCUUCAUAACAAGAAAAGAAAUAGGCUCGCUCAAACAACGUUGAAUGAUUUAGUGUUCAUCAAAUAUAAUAGAGCAUUGAGGCAUCGAUAUAAUAUGCGUGACACUCUUGAUCCCAUUUUACUCGAUGACAUUAAUGAGAGCAACGAGUGGUUGACGGGGAGGAUGGAUGAUUCUGAUGCAGAAUAUGAUCUAGUCUAUGAAGAUGAUUCCUUGACAUGGGGUGAUGUUGCUAAUUUUACUGGUAUUGGAGAGGCUAGCAGGCCGCAACGGUCUACUAGAUCAAAAUCUAGUUCUAGUUCACGGUUACCAACAAAGGGAGUAAGAAGUUCUUCAGUUCAACUUGUGGAUGAGGAUGAGGAUGAUUCAGAUGAGAUAGAAGAGGAUCCUAAGAAUUAUGAAUCAUUUAGUGACGAUCAAAAUGAUGUUAUGCUUAUUAAUGACAAGGAUGAUAUUUAG
Cornus florida is the source of this 1497-nucleotide messenger RNA. RefSeq lists its product as uncharacterized. Lineage: Eukaryota; Viridiplantae; Streptophyta; Magnoliopsida; Cornales; Cornaceae. The record is from RefSeq and is a predicted model, not a curated record. The transcript has 7 exons. Bases 1 to 1497 code for a protein of 498 amino acids.